Messenger RNA from Rhinolophus ferrumequinum (greater horseshoe bat), 3715 nucleotides. It is a transcript of the gene CD22, whose product is annotated as CD22 molecule. Bases 426 to 2984 code for a protein of 852 amino acids. The record is from RefSeq and is a predicted model, not a curated record. The transcript has 15 exons. NCBI's taxonomy places the organism in Eukaryota, Metazoa, Chordata, Mammalia, Chiroptera, Rhinolophidae.
UCUUGUUAUGUUGCAACAUGUCGUAGAGUCUUGUCUUUGAGCAUCCCUGCCGGGCUUGGCAAAUCUUCCAAGAGUUGAGCAGGUCACUGGAUGCCCAAGAGGAAAGAAUGGACUCACAGAGGCCACCUCUGAGGUCCUGUGAGGCCCUCAAAAGGCCCGUGUUGAACAGACCACAGGGCUGGACAGCAUGCCUUGUCUUGACACUUCAUGCCUAAUGCCUGCUGUCCUCAGCCUCCACACUCCACCAUGCCUCAGGAACCUUGCAGUUCCAGGCCUGGAGUCCCCUUCUGGUGACACAGAGACUGCCUGGCGCUCCUUAUGUGAGAGAUCACGAAAUGCUGAACCCACAUUCCCACUUGGCAGCAAUUGGCUAGACCUGAGAUAGUCAUCGCCUUUACACAAGGCUCCCGCCUAGACACAAUACCAUGUAUCUCCUCGGCCCCUCACUGCUGCUCCUAGAAUACUUGGCUUUCUCUGACUCACGCUGGGUGUUUAAACACCCCAAGACCCUCUACGCCUGGGAGGGAGCCUGCGUCUGGAUUCCCUGCAGCUACAGAAUCGCAGGGCAUGGAAAGACCAUGGACACCCUCGUUGUGUACCACAAUUAUACGUAUGACGAAAAGGCCAAGGAAUACCAUGGGAAAAUCCUCUGCAACAAGACAAAGACGGAGGAGCUGUGUCUCCAGGAAAGUGUGAAAUUCCUAGGAGACAUAAAAUCCAACUGCACCCUAUCUAUCCAACCUGUGCAAGCCCAAGACAAUGGUCUGCUGGGGCUGAGGAUGACAUCGGAAGCUGGCAAAUGGAUGGAAAACAUAUUCCUCAACAUCUCCCAGACGGCCCCUCCUCCUCACAUCCAACUCCCUCCAGAAAUCCAGGAGUCCAGGGAAGUCAGUGUGACCUGCUCGCUGAAUUUCUCCUGCCCUGGGUAUGAGAUCAAACUGAAGUGGUCCCUGAAUGGGUUACCUCAAUAUACCUCUGUUCCCUCGACUUCCCUGACCACCGAGGCUGUCUCCACCCAGAGCAAGCUCACAUUUGAGCCAAAGUGGUUCCACCAUGGCAAGAAUCUGACCUGCCAGCUCUGGAAUGACAUAUCAGAGGGGCUGCUACUCUCUCAGGAAACGGUGCAGCUGGACGUGAAGCACACCCCAAAGUUGAUGAUUGAGGUCCAUCCUAGAGACACCAUUGUAACCAAGGGGGACUCUGUGACCAUGACGUGCCAAAUCAACAGCAGCAACCCAGAGCCGACGAAUAUGUACUGGUUCAAGGAUGGGAGCCCGCUGAGAGAGCCCAGGAUGCUGCAGAGCGCGCAGAAGAGGCUCACACUAACUCUGUCCAACGUGACCAAGGAGAUGGGUGGACACUACUACUGUGUGGCCCACAAUGACAUAGGCUCAGAAAGGUCGCAAGAAGUGGCUCUCCAAGUGCGCUAUGUUCCGGAACCUUCCAAGGUUCAGAUCUCCCCCUCACCAGCUAAGGAGGGAGGUACAGUAGUGCUGACUUGUUUGUCACCAGCCAACCCUCCUCCAACAAAUUACACGUGGUUUCACAAUAGGAUUGAAGUGCCGAGAAAGACAAGCAUGACCUUCCAGAUCUUAAAGGUCCUCCUCAAGCAUGCUGGGAAUUAUUCCUGCUGGGCAGUAAACAGUCUUGGUCGUGGCUAUGUUGGCCAGGAAGCUGAGUUGGAUGUCCAAUAUUCCCCCAAGGAGGUAACCACAGUGAUUCAAAAUCCCACACCAAUUCGAGAAGGAGAUAAUGUCACCUUGCUCUGUCACUACACUUCCAGUAACCCCAGUGUUACCCGAUAUGAAUGGAAAUCCGAAGGCUCCUGGAAUGAGCCAGAACCUGGGGUGCUGAUGAUUCAGAAAGUUGCCUGGAACGCCAAGCCAUUCACCUGUGCGGCCUGUAACCAAUGGUGUUCCUGGGCUUCCCCUGUCGACCUGCAUGUCCAGUAUGCCCCCAAAGGUGUCAAGGUCCUGCCAGUCAGUCCCCGUCGUGAGAUUCACUCUGGGCACCAGGUCCUCCUCCAGUGUAACUUCUCAAGUAGCUGCCCCACAGACGUCCGCUUCUUCUGGAAGAAAAAUGGAAUCUUUCUGGAGGAAGGAAAACAACUGAGCUUUGACUCAGUCUCUCCAGAAGAUGCUGGAAAUUACAACUGCUUGGUCAACAACUCCAUAGGACAAAGCAUGUCGGAGGCCUGGACGCUCCAAGUGCUGUAUGCACCUAGGAAGUUACGGGUGUCCAUUAGCCCGAAAGACAGUGUAAUGGAGGGGAAGAAAGCAGUCCUGACAUGUGAGAGUGAUGCCAACCCUCCCGUUUCCCAGUACACCUGGUUUGAUGGGAAUAACCAAAACCUCCAACAUUAUCAUCAGAUGCUGAUAUUGAAUUCUGUGAAGGUGCAGCAGUCAGGAGCCUAUCGGUGCCAGGGGACCAACCGACUGGGUGUGGGCCAGUCGCCCCCCAGCACCCUCACUGUCUACUACAGCCCAGAGACCAUCGGCAGGCGAGUGGCCCUGGGAGUGAUGCUUUGCCUGGUUGCCGUGCUGCUGGCAUUCUGGGGAGUCAAGCUUCAGCGAAGCUGGAAGAGGAUUCAGAGCCAGCAGGAACUUCAGGAAAAUUCCAAUGGGCAGAGCUUCUUUGUGAGGAACAAAAAGGUUCGAAGGGUCCCUCUCGCUGAAGGUUCCCACGCCCUGGGCUGCUACAAUCCGGUGAUAGAGGAUACCGUCAGCUAUGCGGCCUUGCGCUUUCCUGUCGGCGAGACUGACACGCCAAGGAUUGGAGAUGCAAGGGAACAGAGACCUUCCCUACACAGGGACAAUACAGUCACUUACUCUGUGGUGCAGAAGCCUCAAACGGACGACUAUGAGAACGUGACUCCCGCUGUUCCAGAAGACGAGGGGAUACAUUACUCGGAGCUGAUUCACUUGGGAGUUGGGGAGCGGCCUAUGGUCCAGGACACAGUGGAAUAUGUGACCCUCAAGCACUGAUGGGCCAAACCAGCAGAGGCAGAGGUGCCUAGGGGCUGCAGGGGCCAGGGAGGUCAUGGAGCUUUCCCAGCUCCUGCUGCUCAGCCGAGAAAUUACACAGCCUCCCCCUACACACACAGACACACACACACACACUCACACACAAACACACACACACACACACACUCAUUUAUUGUACCUCCAGUCAGUUCACAAAACUCUGGGCAUGGCCCAGAGACAGUCUUCCUUCUCAGCACUGGUAACCCCAACCAUCCCAAAGGUCUGCCUUUGGUUCAUUCCCAUUCUCCUCCCCACCCAGAAACUCAUGUAAACACCUGGCCUGCACUGUACAAAUCCCCCUGCCACUCCCCAGCCAUCUGCCACCACCCACCCCUUCCAUAAUCCCACCCCCAGCUGGCUGUGUCUCUGCUGGGAUCAGCUUGUUGCUAGUUUUUCUUCUUUCCCUCCCCAUCUCCUUGACACUCCCCACAGUACCCUGCUCUGAGAGCCCCACUCACUAAUCUUAGGCUUACUUUCUGCCUUUGGGGCAAAACCCAGGAAAGGGACAGAAAUGAGGUAGAACGAGGCAUGGUCUGGCGCUGGUUUCUCCUCUACCUAUCAGCGAGGCAUUCUGCGGAGAGGAUCACGUGGCUGCAGCCCCACCCUCAGGGGCUUGUGGUCUGAGACAUGCACCAGUGUGGACAAACAUGUAAAAAACACAGAGCGGCACAAUAAAAAUGGCUAAGAGAUCA